ACAAAUCUAAUGUUCAUGUCUUCUCUCUUCCAGAAAAAGUGUAUUCUUAAAAUUCAGAAGAUUGCCAGACCAAUUGAGCCUUCUUUGUUUCAACAUGAAGGACUCCAUUCAUCUUUGCAAGGCACCGUCAAUAAAUUAAAGGACAAAAGUUAUGGGAUCAACCAAACUUCCAUUCACCGAAAUCCUUCGAUAGAGAAUAUAAUAUCGACCAUCAAGCAGUACUCCAAGUACGACAUCUUCUCGGCCUACAUGGGGCAGGACGUGUUCUGGGGCGCCAAUCCCAAGGCUGGGGAUCUCGUGGACUUCUUGUUUCAUCCUCCGAUCCCAAUAUCCAGAGUUUACUUUGCCAGUGGAGACAAAGGCCACCCAGGAGACAAGUUUCAGAACACGACAAUUGAGAUCUUACCCGUAAAACCGCCACCUGUUACGUCUGCUGUGAACAAGCUGGUCGUCCAGAAAGACCCCUCUGGAAAUCAGACAAGUCAGCAGAAACUUGCUUUUGAGCAACGAGUGCUGUACUUGGCGGAUCUACCCAAAGAUUCAAUGCUCGACACGUUUUACGUCGUCGGAAAAUUUGACGAACAAGGUCGAGCAAAGGCUGAGAUUCCAGUGGACUUCAAGGACAUUCAAGUCGUUCGUCUUCGCAUACUUUCUGAUUUGCCAAACUGGGUUAUUUUAAGUCAGAUUGUGAUUGAGAUGCCACAAAAACGCUGAUCCCAUGGCGGCCGGUCAACUGAGACGAUACUGCUGGGCUCGAAACACUGACCUGGUGCUAACAGUUCUACUCCCUACUCUUGUUCAGAUCUACCCUUAUUCAGAUCUACCCUAAUACAGAUGUACCUUUUCUUGGAUCUAAAUUGCUACCUCAAAAUUACAAAGUUCUUCUAUCUUGGCCUUUUUGAGUUACAAAUUUGUCAAACCAUGAGAUGAGAACUAAAUAUGUGAAGCAUGCUGACAAAAUGAGAUACUUCUCGGAUUCGAGCUCUAUGAAAAUAGAUACAUCAGGCUUAUAGGUGAAGUUUUUUUACAAUUUAUAAGUAUGAAAUAAUCAAAGGCUUAUUAUGCUGAAAGAAUACGGCAUCAAUAGAUAAUCUA
Messenger RNA from Aplysia californica (California sea hare), 1095 nucleotides. Its product is annotated as alpha-1,3-mannosyl-glycoprotein 4-beta-N-acetylglucosaminyltransferase B-like. Gene Ontology annotation, molecular function: acetylglucosaminyltransferase activity. Gene Ontology annotation, cellular component: endoplasmic reticulum-Golgi intermediate compartment; Golgi stack; endoplasmic reticulum. The coding region runs from base 10 to 714 and encodes 234 amino acids. The transcript has 4 exons. Gene Ontology annotation, biological process: protein N-linked glycosylation. NCBI's taxonomy places the organism in Eukaryota, Metazoa, Mollusca, Gastropoda, Aplysiida, Aplysiidae. The record is from RefSeq and is a predicted model, not a curated record.